CAGGUCUAGUUCAAGACCCCUCCUCCAUAACUGGUGUUCGUGCCAAGACCCCGGGCUGCUUCCCGGAUCCUCUGGGACAGCCCCUGCCUUCCACCAGCCAGGACCAUGGGCAGUAACAAGAGCAAGCCCAAGGAUGCCAGCCAGCGGCGCCGCAGUCUGGAGCCUGCCGAGAAUGCCCACGGCGUCAGUGGGGCCACCUUCCCCACCUCACAGACCCCCAGCAAGCCAACCUCCGCAGAUGGCCACCGUGGCCCCAACGCAGCCUUCGCCCCCGUGGCCACUGAGCCCAAGCUGUUCGGAGGCUUCAACUCCUCGGACACUGUCACCUCCCCACAGAGGGCGGGGCCACUGGCUGGUGGAGUGACCACCUUUGUGGCCCUCUAUGACUAUGAGUCACGGACGGAGACUGACCUGUCAUUCAAGAAAGGGGAGCGACUCCAGAUUGUCAACAACACAGAGGGAGACUGGUGGCUGGCCCACUCACUCAGCACGGGACAGACGGGCUACAUCCCCAGCAACUAUGUGGCGCCCUCCGACUCCAUCCAGGCCGAGGAGUGGUACUUUGGCAAGAUCACCAGACGGGAGUCAGAGCGGUUACUGCUCAACACGGAGAACCCGAGAGGGACCUUCCUAGUGCGAGAAAGUGAGACCACGAAAGGUGCCUACUGCCUCUCUGUGUCCGACUUUGACAAUGCCAAGGGCCUCAACGUGAAGCACUACAAGAUCCGCAAGCUGGACAGCGGAGGCUUCUACAUCACCUCCCGCACCCCGUUCAACAGCCUGCAGCAGCUCGUGGCCUACUACUCCAAACAUGCCGAUGGCCUGUGCCACCGCCUCACCACCGUGUGCCCCACGUCCAAGCCGCAGACUCAGGGCCUGGCCAAGGAUGCCUGGGAAAUCCCUCGGGAGUCACUGCGGCUGGAGGUCAAACUGGGCCAGGGCUGCUUUGGAGAGGUGUGGAUGGGGACCUGGAACGGCACCACCAGGGUGGCCAUCAAAACCCUGAAGCCUGGCACGAUGUCUCCAGAGGCCUUCCUGCAGGAGGCUCAGGUCAUGAAGAAACUGAGGCACGAGAAGCUGGUGCAGCUGUAUGCAGUGGUGUCAGAGGAGCCCAUCUACAUCGUCACGGAAUACAUGAGCAAGGGGAGUUUGCUGGACUUUCUCAAAGGGGAGACGGGCAAGUACCUGCGGCUGCCUCAGCUGGUGGACAUGGCUGCUCAGAUUGCCUCAGGCAUGGCAUAUGUGGAGCGGAUGAACUACGUACACCGGGACCUCCGCGCUGCCAACAUCCUGGUUGGAGAGAACCUGGUGUGCAAAGUCGCUGACUUCGGGCUGGCUCGGCUCAUUGAGGACAACGAGUACACAGCCCGGCAAGGUGCCAAAUUCCCCAUAAAGUGGACGGCUCCAGAAGCUGCCCUCUAUGGCCGGUUCACCAUCAAGUCGGAUGUAUGGUCCUUUGGGAUCCUGCUGACAGAGCUCACGACAAAGGGACGGGUGCCCUACCCUGGGAUGGUGAACCGCGAGGUGCUGGAUCAGGUGGAGCGGGGCUACCGGAUGCCCUGCCCUCCUGAGUGUCCUGAGUCCCUUCAUGACCUCAUGUGCCAGUGCUGGCGGAAGGAGCCCGAGGAGCGGCCCACCUUUGAGUACCUGCAGGCCUUCCUGGAAGACUAUUUCACGUCCACUGAGCCCCAGUACCAGCCUGGAGAGAACCUAUAG
Messenger RNA from Cynocephalus volans (Philippine flying lemur), 1716 nucleotides. RefSeq names its product SRC proto-oncogene, non-receptor tyrosine kinase (gene SRC). Bases 106 to 1716 code for a protein of 536 amino acids. Gene Ontology annotation, biological process: innate immune response; progesterone receptor signaling pathway; osteoclast development. NCBI's taxonomy places the organism in Eukaryota, Metazoa, Chordata, Mammalia, Dermoptera, Cynocephalidae. Gene Ontology annotation, molecular function: non-membrane spanning protein tyrosine kinase activity; signaling receptor binding; ATP binding. Gene Ontology annotation, cellular component: extrinsic component of cytoplasmic side of plasma membrane. The transcript is spliced from 12 exons. The record is from RefSeq and is a predicted model, not a curated record.